This is a messenger RNA of Ixodes scapularis (black-legged tick), 294 nucleotides long. Its product is annotated as trypsin-1-like. The record is from RefSeq and is a predicted model, not a curated record. Gene Ontology annotation, biological process: proteolysis. The transcript has 5 exons. Gene Ontology annotation, molecular function: serine-type endopeptidase activity. Lineage: Eukaryota; Metazoa; Arthropoda; Arachnida; Ixodida; Ixodidae. The annotation marks the transcript as partial.
AUGGCUUGCGGACGGAGUUACACAGACGAGUUCGCGUCCCUCAACAUAAUCGGAGGAACGCGCGCUUUCAAAGGGGAAUUCCCAUGGCAGGUGUCUGUCCGCAACCUUGAUCCUUCCGGGAGAUUCACGCGCCAUUUCUGCGGUGGAGCGUUGCUCAACGACCGCUGGGUUCUCACUGCUGGCCACUGCGUACGGCGUCGCCUGUAUGUACGGGCAGGCGAGCACGACGAAACGGUACACGAGGGCAGCGAGAUCCAGGUCCGCGUGACGCACGUGUACUUGCACCCGCGCUAC